This is a messenger RNA of Schistosoma mattheei, 2141 nucleotides long. The record is from the annotation of a GenBank genome assembly. Lineage: Eukaryota; Metazoa; Platyhelminthes; Trematoda; Strigeidida; Schistosomatidae.
GGAUUGUCUAAAGUUUUAUUCCAAUCAGAAAGCGUUUCAUAGAUGUUUUCCUUAGUGAACAGAUUCUAUUAAUCUAACUGCGAAAUCUUAUUGAGGCGUUUUAGAUCCGUUUAUACCAAUUGUUGUAUACCAGAUAACAAAAGAAUGAAUAAAAUGUUUCUAUUAUUCUAUCUUGCUCUGAAUAAUAUGUCUUAUGGUUCCUGAUUUAUAAGGAAAUGUCAGUCAACUUCACAUGAUUAACUUUCUGGUACUAAUACUUUAUACGGUUAACUAACAAUAAUGGACGUUUAUAAAUUUUACAUCCUACUUAUAGUAUUAUUUCUCAGUAUUCCGACAAAAAGUUUUGCAAAUAAACCGGAACGUACACAAUACGAUUUUUUGUCAUUAUGGAAAUUAAAAAAUAAUGCCUUCGUAAAUAUAGAUUAUGGUCUACCUGUUAACAUAAUUGGUGGUUUAUUACCAACUGUGAAAUUGCAGUUUAUUCGCUGUAAACCAGAGAAAGCAGGAUAUUGGACUAUGACAGAUUGUCAAGCAUUAUAUAUACCACCUGGCUGUCAUUUUACUUAUGAACAAAUAAACGUAUUACAAAAUACAUCACAGAGCAUCAAUUGUAAUCAACAUGUUAAAAGUAAAUUAAUACCUAACAGAUGGACUAAAGAAGCGGAUAAAAAGUCAACACAAGUUGUGAAAAUUCAAGUGAAUAGUGACAUAACAAACAUAAAACUUAAAGCAUUUUUUUUGCACUGUGGAAAGAAUUUAGCAUACUUCGAUAACAACUCAUUAAUACCAUUAUGCGACUGGGAUCAUUACACUGAAUUAGUUUCAAAUGGUAAUUCACUCGACGUUUAUGGAUACAUUAAUACUAGUUCAGUUCUAUCUGUAAUUUAUAUUUAUUAUUUUUGUACAAUCACUUGGUCUGAAAUGGAGAAAAAACCAGAAAAUAAAAUGAGACAUAUUUUAUGUCCGAAUUCAUGUUCGUAUGGUGCUGUAAAAUGUUCUGGUAAACCACAAGUUAGAAAAACAGUUAGUGAUAUAAAGAAGUCAAUAAUGGAUAGUACUACAGAUUGUAUUCCUAUCGGAUUAAGUGUAUUCGAUUAUGAAUACCAAUGUCUAUGUGAAAAGGGUUAUUCAUGGAAUUCUGAUACACGGUCAUGUGAACCAGAAGAUCCUUGUACACUUGACCAGAUAUUAGCCGUAAAGGCUAAUGAAAUUCAAGAACAUGGGUUAUGUGAUCCAAAAGGAACUAUACGAUGUAUUUAUAGACAAUAUUACAGAAACAAAUAUAUAUUUGGUUAUCGAAUAAGGCUUAGUUUACACUAUUCAUGUAUAUGUCAUCCUCAGUUUAUGGGAUAUCGUUGUGAUCGUUUAAGAAAUUCAUGCAUUGAAAAUAACUUACCUAAUCGUGUACCAGGAAAUGAAGCAUGUCGUACAUAUUUAGGAAAUAAAUGUAAUUCAAUAAAUGGUACCAACCAGUAUACAUGCACUUGUGUUGGGAAUUAUAAACAUUCACAAAAAUAUUCUUUCUACAAUUGUUAUGAGCGAAGAAAUAUAUGUGACAGCAUAGUAUGUCAAAAUAAAGGAACUUGCAUAUCCAGUGGUGACGGUAAACAGUUUUUUUGUCUAUGUGAAUAUGGCUGGAGUGGCAAUAUUGUACAGAACCUGAAAUUAGACAAUGGCUUCCUUGGAGCCCGUGGUCAGAAUGUUCAGCUACGUUUUAUGGAAACUAUGGAUGGAAACGUCGUACCAGAGAGUGUCGUUUACUUGGUAAUGAAAGUAUCUAUUCAGGAAAGUGUUCAGGAAAUAAAAUGGAGCUCCGGAUAUGCACAGAACGUUUUCCGGAUUUCACAAAAGAAUAUCUACCAAUUAUAGAAAUGCUUUUGAUGUUUUUGUGUUACCUCAUCACUUUACAUUUAUCUGCUGACAUUAUUUAUUUUCUGCUUCAGUCAGAACGUGAUUAAAUGAUAACACUAUGAACAGUCCCAAAUUCUAUAUUGUCAUUAUUUAUUUAGCACAAAUGAUAUUUGGCAUUUUGUAGACAUUAUUAGUUAAUGUUCUAUUUCAAGUUAUUUCUUUAUAUGGAAUAUUUCUAUUAAUUAGUGUUGUUGUAAAAUAUUUGUUUUAGUUGUCAUACAUUACGUCAC